AUGCACUUCCUCCUCCUCGGCGCCACCGGCCGGACCGGCAAGCACGUCGUCUCCCAGCUGCUCUCCAAGGGCCACACGGCCGUCGCCCUGGUCCGCACCGAGGGCAGCCUCAAGCCGCAGCCGGGCCUCACCGUCGUGACGGGCUCGCCGCUCUCCAAGGCCGACAUCCAGAGCGCCCUCACCGCGGCGCCCGGCGGCCUGGUCCCCUCGGCGGCCAUCAUGACGCUCAACACGGUGCGCAAGUCCGACAGCCCCUUCGCGCCGCAGCUCUCGCCCCCGCGCCUGCUGGCCGACUCGGCCGCCAACGCCUGCGCGGCCCUGCAGGAGGCCGGCAUCCGACGCAUCGUCGUCAUGUCGACGGCCGGCGCGGGCGACUCGUGGGGCAACCUGCCGUGGCUGACCAAGGCGUUCAUGGGUUGGACCAACAUCAAGCUCGCGGUCGAGGACCACAACCUCGUCGACAAGGAGAUUCGGGAGACGGGGCUGGACUGGACGCUUGUGCGGGCGUCCAGGCUCGAGUAUGAGGACGCGAAGCAGAAGACGGCCGACGUGCAGACGCUGGAUGGCGCGGGUGUGGGCAUGCGCAUGACGGACAGCGUGAGCGUCACUAGCGCGGCAGGCUUCCUCAUCAAGGCCGCUGUCGAGGGGCUCUUUGUCAAUAAGGCGGUGGUCAUCCGGGAUUGA
Purpureocillium lilacinum is the source of this 684-nucleotide messenger RNA. RefSeq lists its product as uncharacterized. Lineage: Eukaryota; Fungi; Ascomycota; Sordariomycetes; Hypocreales; Ophiocordycipitaceae. Gene Ontology annotation, molecular function: biliverdin reductase [NAD(P)H] activity; riboflavin reductase (NADPH) activity. The record is from RefSeq and is a predicted model, not a curated record.